This is a messenger RNA of Asparagus officinalis (garden asparagus), 885 nucleotides long. RefSeq lists its product as uncharacterized. NCBI's taxonomy places the organism in Eukaryota, Viridiplantae, Streptophyta, Magnoliopsida, Asparagales, Asparagaceae. Bases 1 to 885 code for a protein of 294 amino acids. The record is from RefSeq and is a predicted model, not a curated record. The transcript has 3 exons.
AUGUUAUGUGGCCAUGCUGUUGAUGGAACAUGGGGAAGGAGAGAAGACCAUGCUAAAGAAGAGCACCUAUCAUAUGCUGGAAUACUUCAUGUUAUCAAGACUGUUAUAUUGGGUGUUCAAAUUUUUUGGACUUCUAAUUACAUAUUACCAGCAAAGGUGCUGCAGAAGAUUGAUGAUUUGUGUAGAUAUUUCUUAUGGGGCAAAACAGAUCAGGCUUUAAAAUCCCUGCUAGUAGCUUGGGAUAAAGUUUUCAAGGAGAAGAAAUAUGGAGGAUUGAGGAUAUUCUCAGCAAAGACAUGGAACAUAGUCACUGCAUUAAGAACCAUAUGGUACAUACAUACAAAUAAAGAGUUACUGUGGAUAAAAUGGAUCCACGACAAUUAUCUAAAAGAUACAUCAAUUUGGCAAGUUACAGUGAAAAAAGGGGAUUCUUGGUUAUGGAAGCAACUGCUCAGAGUCAAAGAUAAGAUGAUUGCCAGUUGUGGAAGGGUUGAUGUUUUGAAGCAAAUUAUCAGCUCCUGUCAUAGGAAUUCAAAAGUGUGCUUAUCUGAGCUAUAUUCAAAAAUUUCCCCAGUUACUAUUAAGAUACCAUGCUUUGUGAAUGCAGUUUGGAAUGGGAUCAUGGGGUGGCUUCAAUUCGGUUGGAGGGCUUAUGACUGGAAUCUUUUGAUAGAUUGGUUUGUUUACAGGCUAAGAUGUCGAGGAUUUAAACAAAGAGUGAAAAGAAUGGCACUAGCUUCAAUAAUCUACAGGUUAUGGAGGGAGCGCAACAGCAGAUUUUUCAAAUCGAAGAACAGGAGUGUUGAGCAGAUUAUAAGAGAAAUCAAAGUUGAUAUCAUGACUAUCAUCUUGAAUGGUCCAUAUCCAGCAGAUAAGAAAGAAUGA